CACAUCAUCACGUUAUCCACACCAGAGAGCUGAAGCUGGAGCGACUGUAACCAGAGAGCAACAUCAAGAGGAAAUAUCUGCCCGACUAAGUCAUCUUCAGAAAACGACUGAGAGGAAGAAACAGCAGAAAGAUGAGUGCUGCUCAGAGUCAAACCACACUGGAGUCCCUGCAGUGCCACUUCACCUGGAACCUGGUCCGCAGCAGGCCGAAACUUUUACGCCUCACGCACAAGAUGGAGGACUUCAGCAAAGAGAAGGGAAAUCGAUGGCUGGGCCACAUUUACAACCUGUGGGGGUUCAUUCAGUAUAAGCUGGGGUUAAAUGAAGAGGCUAAGAGUUUGUUUCAGAAGGCUGCAGAGACCCUCAACAAGCUGAGAGAUGCAGAUGAGGGUCCUUGGUUAGUGGUGAACUACGGGAACCUGGCCUGGCUGCACCACCACCUGGGAGAUCUAGAGGAGAGUCAGGCUUACCUGUCAAAGGUUGAUGCCCUGAUGGAAAAAUACUCACAUGAAGAACUCCAUGCAGAGAUCUACGCUGAAAAGGCCUGGACCCUGAUGUUCUUAGGAGAGGAUAGGGAGAAGGUUGUUGAUAACUACGAGAAAGCUGCCAGGAUGCAGCCGGACAUGGUGGAGUGGAACACCAGCUAUGUCAUAGAGUCAGUCAAUGCACAUAAGCACAACAACACAAGUCUGAACCCUGACCUCUUGGACAAAAUGAGACAAGCCAAGGAACAGGAUCCAGAGAACUUGCACCUCGCUGCUCUCUACCUUCAACAAUGUCCUAAUGAAGUAGAAAACAUUCAAGAUGAAGUCCGUGAGUUGGCUGGAAAUGUGAGCACUCUGUGCUGCAGUGGCAGUGGCAUGUGGGCCUUACUAAACCUUUACAUAAAAUACAUAUCUGUUGAUGACGCCAUUGAUUUGGCAGAGAAAGUUCAGAAAGAACAUCCAGAUGUGCGUUUUCUGAAGAGAUUAGUUGCAUUCUGCUACAGAUCGAAGAUAGUUUAUAAAAGCAGAAAUGACCCUGAUCCAGAUCAAAGCACGGUGGACAGAGCAAUCGCUCUCCACGAGGAGCUGAUCUCUCUUUACCCUCAUGAUACACUCGAAAAGGAAAUAGACCUCGCAACUAUUUAUGCAAAGUCAUGUGACAGCGAGGACGAAGCUGAGCAGAUAUAUCAGGAACUGCUGGACAGAGAUCUGGAACCUGGAGAAAAACAGAUGCUUUACAACAAAUAUGCAGAUUACUUAUUCUUUGAUCGAAAAGACUCCCACAGGUCGACACAGUAUCACAUGAACGCAGCAGCAAUACCAGAAAAAUCCUACUUCCGUAAGAAAAGCAUCAGAAUCCUGGAGGAGAAGAAAGACAGAGGCAUAAUGUGCAGAGAAAUAGAGGAGUUUCUCAGAAACCUGCAAGAGCCAACGCAGUAAAGAUAGGGAGGCAAAUUUAGGGGGAACAAUUAUGUCUAAGCAAAAAAAAAAAAAACAUCUAAUUUAUCUUCUAAGAGAGAGAGAGAGAGAGAGAGACAGAGAGAGAGAGACAGAGAGAGAGAGACAGAGUUGAGAACGACUUACUAAUUCAGGACGGAGUUCCCUUCAUGACAUCACAAAGGGCAGUAGCCCCUUGCAUCCAGAGUGGAUUGAGAACAAGAAACUUCACACACAUGUUUUGAGGAGCUCUGAGACUUAUUUAAACUGGUUGAAGAGGAGGAGAAUCUGUGAUCUUUAAAUCUUACACCCUAGCUCCUGGUCGGUGUGACGUCCUCUGUAAAACACGGUCGUCAUGGUGAAUACUUAAUGAAGAAAUGUGUGAAUUGUGAUUAUCAUGUAUUUUGCUUCUGUUGUGUUUUUUCAAUGCUGUAUUUUCAGUUUUUAGAAUUAAUGAAUUUUAUAUGAAUGUGCUUCGCUUUGGAAAUUUAAAGUCCUCAUUGUUCAUGUGAAAAUGUAUUUGCUGUGACCUGAAAAUUAUAUAUUAAGAUGCUCCUGUUUGCUCAAGCUGUGUUUAAGCUUUAUACCAAUAAAUGAACAGUGUGCACACCAAGAAA
Messenger RNA from Labrus mixtus (cuckoo wrasse), 2038 nucleotides. Its product is annotated as interferon-induced protein with tetratricopeptide repeats 1B-like. Gene Ontology annotation, molecular function: protein binding. Gene Ontology annotation, biological process: defense response to virus. The record is from RefSeq and is a predicted model, not a curated record. NCBI's taxonomy places the organism in Eukaryota, Metazoa, Chordata, Actinopteri, Labriformes, Labridae. Bases 132 to 1424 code for a protein of 430 amino acids. The transcript has 2 exons. Gene Ontology annotation, cellular component: cytosol.